UUUAUCAUAAUUUUAAAUCAUGCACAUAGAAAUGUUUAAAAUACGCUUAAGACUUAUAGUUAGCGCCACUGCAGUUAGCGCGGUUCACAUAUAUUCUUUCAGUUAAUAUUUAGACAUAAAGUACUUAUAUGAUAUAUAACUUAAGUUAAUAUUGGUUAUAAACAGAAUUAUGUGUAUGCAAGUAUCAUAUCGAUAAUUUUUUUUAUAUAAUAUAGUAAAAGAAAUGAACGAGUUUAAAGAUGAAUAACAUUAGAGCAAUAACAUUUAAGCUGUUGAGAAGAUAUGCCACUAAACCUAAACCUGAAAUUGCUGGAGUACGAGGAAAAGUACGUCUAAUGAAAAUCGAAAAUAAUAGAGAAUUUAAAGAUAAUCUUGAAGACUUUGAUGAAAAUGAUGUGGAACAAUACGAAACCGAUCUUGCUGACAUUAUUGAGUCUUAUACAGAUCAUAACAGGCAAACUGAAAAGGAUUGUAAACUACUGAAACAUCGUAUCAUUAAAAGCAAAUAUUUUAAGGAGGUAGAACCAAAUUUUCUUACAUACGUUGAAAAAGAUCAAAUACAGAAGCUGCAUGAAGAAAAUCCUGAUGAGUGGACACCUGAAAGACUCAGUGAAAGUUUUCCAGCUUUACCUGAAACCAUAAAAAAGAUCUUGAAAUCAAGAUGGGAACCAAAAUCAGUAGAAAGGAUUCUUGCAUACGACAAUAAGGUUAUUAAAAAUUGGAAACAAUUUAAAACUGGGCAAUUACCAGUGAAUGCUAACUUAAAAGAGCAUUUAAUGAAAUUUAAAGAUAGAAAAAUUAGUUUAACAGACAGGAAAACUUUGGCAGAAAAAUAUAUACCAGCAAAGAUAGAAUUUCCAAAACCCAGAAGUUCAUUUUUUGGUAGUAUUAUAGCAGAUUCUAUUAAGGAGAAACCAAUUGCAGAAGAUAAAGUAUUAAUUUCUUCACAAAAUCCUCCAAACAAAGAUAGAAAGAUAACCAAUGCAAUGAAAGAGAAAGAUUCUAGAUUAGUCAAGAAAACAAGCAAUAGUCUUAUACAUAGAGAAAUGCAUAACGAAAAAGCGAUCAUGAAAAAUGAACUGAUAAUUUCCUCACAUAACAAUACAAAUAGAGAUAGAAAAAAAUCUAUAGUAAAUGAGGAAAAUUUAACAUUAGUCACAAAAACAAGCAAUGGCUCUGAAAGUAGCAAAAUCCACAAUGCAAAAAAGCAUGAUAUAAAACAGGAAACAUUACUCUUUGAAGAAUUCUUGAAACACAAAUUACAUAAUUCAGAUGAGACAUCAUAUAAAGAAAGGACAACAUUGUUGGAUACUUAUAAAAAGUAUAUAGAAUCUAAGAAUUCAGAAGAUGUAAGUCCUAACAUAUUAAAUAAUACUACAAAAGAUACUAAUAUUGAAGAAAAAUGUGUUAGCACUCCAAAGAAUUUAUCUGAUGAAAAUAUGCUGGAUGUUAGAACAAAUGCAACUGAAUCCAAAGUAGCAACCAAAGCAGAAAUCAAAAGUGCAAGCUUGGAUACAUAUGUAAAAGAGCGAAUCUCUUAUAUGGAUAUGGAUUUGGAAUAUACAAAACGUAUAAAAAUUCCUCAAAGUGUUUACAAAAAAGGCAAGACAUAUAGGAUAAAGGAUUGUUAUUAUGAUUAUGAUGGAGAAUUUUUAUAUAGAAUACCAGGAUUAAGGGGAGAUUGAUCAUUAUAU
This is a messenger RNA of Bombus impatiens (common eastern bumble bee), 1694 nucleotides long. RefSeq lists its product as uncharacterized. Gene Ontology annotation, cellular component: nucleus. The transcript is spliced from 2 exons. The record is from RefSeq and is a predicted model, not a curated record. The coding region runs from base 240 to 1685 and encodes 481 amino acids. NCBI's taxonomy places the organism in Eukaryota, Metazoa, Arthropoda, Insecta, Hymenoptera, Apidae.